GACUGAGCGAGCACUACGCUGUUUGAGAUCCCAGAUAGUCCUACUUUAAGUCUAGCUUCAUACACGGUUCUGCAAAACAGCAACUUUAACUGCAGCCUGCUUAAUAUUAUCACCUUAAUGUCGACUUUGUUGGAAAACUUAAUACUGAUGCUAUGGUUACGUUUAUUACGGUCUUACAGGUGAAUCUAGUGAUGUCCAUCUUGCUUUAUGUCAUGUUCCUUGCUUACUUGUGUGGCAUUCAGGCUACAUCAAUGGACAAAAAAAAAAUAGCACAAGAUCCUGUAAAUUCAAUUAUAAUUAAGCUCCUACAGGCUGAUAUAAUGAAAAACAAGCAGCAGCCAGAUGAGGAUAUAAAUAAGAAGCUAAAAGGCACUAGUGAAGUGAAAGACAUUCAACAAGAUACCAACAUUUUGGAUAGUAAAACAUCUGCUUUUCAACCAGUCUACAGCAUUGAUCUCGAGUUACUACAACAGCACAAACGAUACAACUCUCCCAGGGUGCUUUUAAGUGACCGACGGCCUUUGCAACCUCCUCCGUUGUACUUAAUCGAUGAUUACAUUGGUAAUUCAGAUAAGGCAAAUAAAACCAGAAAGAAACGAUUUGUGGAACACAAGAGUUACCGUGCGGAAUACUCUGUCUGCGAGAGUGAGAGUCUAUGGGUUACUGAUAAAUCUACAGCUGUGGAUAUUAGAGGACACCAGGUGAAUGUGCUUGGAGUUAUCAAAACCGAUUCCACAAACGUCAAGCAAUACUUUUAUGAGACCAGGUGUAAAGAAGCACAGCCUUCCAAAACUGGCUGUAGAGGAAUAGAUGACAGACGCUGGAAUUCACAAUGUAAAAGCACACAGACUUACGUCAGGGCACUGACAUCAGAAAGAAAUAUGGUGGGAUGGAGAUGGAUCCGAAUAGACACAUCUUGUGUGUGUGCACUAUCCCGUAAACUAAGAAGAACAUAACUGUGCAGCCACUUUACUUUUUGCGGGUAUAAAUAUAAAUUAUUACUUUAAGUUAUAUGAAAUACAUAUAUAGUAGCAUAUUAUUGUUUAUAUAUUUGUGCUAUUUAUUAAAUAAUUUUCAGCAUUUAUUCAAAAACAUACAUUCCACCCAAAAAUUGAAAAGACAUUGUGCCUUCUUUUACUUUCCUAGUUGAGGCUUAGAAAUCCCUCACAACUGAUAUGAAUGCAUUGAUCGGAUCUUCUAAUCAUUUUUACAUUCACUAUUGACUUUACAGAAAGCAUAUUUUCUCUGUUUGUUUAAAGAUAUUUAAAAAAAAUGUCAAGAUCAGAAUAUGGUUAACUCCAGAAGUCCUUAAACAUUUGAUGUUAUUCGAUCACAUUGUGUUUUAAUAUACAGUAUUUUGUGACCUUGAAUAUACCAUACAGUGCACCUCAUAAUCAAACUGAGAAUGCAAUCAAAUAAGGAAUUUUCUUCUCCUGUUAUAAAACCGUACCACAGUUUAUAACCUAUAAUUCCAUAUUUUACAGUAAGACCUUCCUCUUGAAAUGAUCCUGUCUAGUCUUUAGCAUUAAGGGGCUAAAAUUUAUUAGUAAGUAGCUGGAUAAUAUAAUCACCAAAAAUUCAGCCCCCUACUCAUCCCUCAAAAAAUUGAAGUUCUUUAAAUACAUUCCCACAGCAGUAGUGGUAAAAUAAGUUUUCAAACUGAAAUGCAUUAAAAAUAAUGAUGUAAUUAUUUGAUUAUUGUGUACUUUUAUUGCAAAUUUGUUACACAGUAUUUAGAUUUCAGUUACAACUCAAGAAAGGUGGAGACAUAAACUAGCACCUUAGUGUAAAGUUUGAUCAGUGAAAGUAUUGUUGUUUUUUUUCAUCUUACCCAUGGUCACAGUGGUUUUUAAAGUAAAAUAAAUCAAACUUAUAAAUGUUAUUGCCUUUAAUAGUGUAAUUAAACUACAGUUGUGUGCAGUAAAAUAUAUAUAUAAAUAUAUAAAAAAUUCAUUUUAACUGCAAAUGUAUAUGAAUAAACUUAGUUAUACAUGUUUUGGUUGUUUGUUAAUUUAUUUAUUUAUUUUUUCCUGAUUACAUAAAUCUUUUGUUUUAUUUUGUAAUCUUCAUGUGUUUAAUAUUUCAGCAUUAACAAAUGAUUUUCAAUCAGUAUUUCACCGGUAACUUUUACAAAAAAUUACAUAAACUCGGGAGAAUCUCAGGCAAUGCUUAAACUACACAUUGUAGCCAUUGAUUAUUGUUUUGUUACUAUUUUUAUAAAAUAAGCUUUGAAAUGGGGUUCUAUAUCAUUUUGGCAUGUACUUCUCCUAGAAGCUUUAUAAUAAUAAUAAUAAUUAUUAUUAUUAUUUAUAAUAAUAAUAAUGUUUCCCACUUUAACUGAAAACAUUUGAGCGCUGGGUAUUUACAUAUAUAAUACACUUCUUGAAAAGGGUAUUUUACAAAAAUUGCUGUGUCUGUGUUUCUGGUUCUAAAUAAUGUAUCUGUUUUUCAUAUACUGUAAUGAAGUACUUAUAUAUUAUUUAAAGCUUAAGAAGUUGAUAGAAAACUUCUAUUUUAGUACCGUUAUGCUGGUUGGAAAUAUAUUGUACAGUCUUUCACUGCCUAAAGUAAUUCCCAUUUUGUUGGAUAUUGUAUGAUUCAUGUAAUUAUGUGUUUUAAGAAAGAAGUAAGUUUUGCAACUUCACGAUUAAGUUUCAAAACAUUAUGAUUCAUUCUGUUAUGGAGUGUGUAACUGCUAAAGUUCUAAAUAAACAAUGUCUUAUGUUUUCUAUACUGUCAUUAGUUCAGCGUUUCCUUUGUUUUAAAUAUUAUUAUAUCUUUAUGGUAUCUUUAGCCAGUCCACUUUCAAGUAAGUGAAAAAUAACAAAUACACACAGGGUGCUCAAAUAAAAUU
Molecule: messenger RNA, 2854 nt
Organism: Polypterus senegalus (gray bichir)
Lineage: Eukaryota; Metazoa; Chordata; Cladistia; Polypteriformes; Polypteridae
Gene: ntf3
Product: neurotrophin 3
Exons: 2
Coding region: 153-956 (267 amino acids)
Biological process (GO): positive regulation of peptidyl-serine phosphorylation; neuron projection morphogenesis; regulation of neuron differentiation
Molecular function (GO): nerve growth factor receptor binding; growth factor activity
Source: RefSeq, a predicted model, not a curated record